CGCGUAUUUUUUUUUUCUCCGAGCAACGGCUUUUGAGUGCAACUAUUCCUCUGUCCAUACUCUUCCAUACUCGCCGGAAACCUUUUCCGGCGAACCAAUUGCCGACCCCAUCGUAUCAGUAAAACAAGAAAUUAGAAACAAAAUGGGGUCUCUUCCACAAUUAUAUUCAGAUCCUUCAGAGAAACAAGCCGAUCUCAUUGAUCCGAUCAAACUGAAAACCCUUUUCAACUCCCAACAGAAAUACCUCAAUAACUUUUUUGAUAAGCUAGACCUUUCGCAAGCCCAUGUAUUCACACAAACUCUUUUAAACUCAACCGGUACGAUCUUCAUCACCGGUGUCGGCAAAUCCGGCUUCGUCUCCAAAAACAUCUCACAAACCCUCGUGUCUCUUGGCAUAAAAUCCCAAUUCUUGUCCCCCGUCGACGCUCUCCAUGGCGACAUCGGAAUUUUAAACAGUAAUGAUGUAUUGGUUAUGUUUAGCAAAAGUGGAAAUACGGAAGAAUUGAUCAGGUUAGUUCCAUGCGCAAGGGCAAAAGGGGCGUUUUUGAUAUCGGUGACGUCGGUGGAGGGGAAUGCGUUGAUGGGGAUGUCUGAUUUGAAUGUGCAUUUACCUUUGGAAAGGGAAUUAUGCCCAUUUGAUUUGGCUCCGACGACAUCGACGGCGAUUCAAAUGGUUUUUGGGUGCACAGUCGCGAUUGCAAUGAUGGAUGCGAAGAAUUUAACAAAAGAAGGGUAUGCGGCGAAUCAUCCUGCUGGCCGGAUCGGAAAGAGUUUGAUCUUUAAGGUGAGGGAUGUUAUGAAGAAGCAAGAUGAACUUCCAGUAUGUCAUGAAGGAGACCUGAUAAUGGAUCAAUUGGUGGAGCUAACUAGUAAAGGAUGUGGUUGUCUUCUGGUGAUUGAUGAUGAUUAUCACCUCAUAGGGACAUUCACUGAUGGUGAUCUUAGGCGUACACUCAAAGCUAGCAAAGAGGGGAUCUUUAAACUUACUGUUGGUGAAAUGUGCAACAGGAACCCAAGAACCAUAAGUGCAGAAAGAAUGGCUGUUGAAGCAAUGAAGAAGAUGGAGGCUCCUCCAUCCCCUGUUCAGUUCUUGCCUGUAAUCGAUGAAGACAACAAGUUGAUAGGUAUUGUCACACUACAUGGAUUGGUGUCAGCUGGGCUUUGAAGGUUAUAUAUAGAUGCAACAACUGCUAUGCAUAUUACUUCUUCUUCAUUUGUAUCAUGUAGCUAUUGAGGAAUGCCUAUAAUCGUGUAUUACUAUUCUUUUUAUUUAUUGAUUUUUUACUACUCUUUAGAGAUGAGAUGUAUGUGUUUCUAAGUAGAUCAAUUAUGUAUGAGAAUGCUGUUAGCUUUUGGUCCUUGUAUCUUAUAUGACAGGUUUCGUUAUUUUUC
Messenger RNA from Lactuca sativa (garden lettuce), 1392 nucleotides. RefSeq names its product Sugar isomerase (SIS) family protein (gene SETH3). The record is from RefSeq and is a predicted model, not a curated record. Gene Ontology annotation, molecular function: isomerase activity; carbohydrate derivative binding. NCBI's taxonomy places the organism in Eukaryota, Viridiplantae, Streptophyta, Magnoliopsida, Asterales, Asteraceae. Gene Ontology annotation, biological process: carbohydrate derivative metabolic process; carbohydrate metabolic process.